Lolium perenne is the source of this 1548-nucleotide messenger RNA. RefSeq lists its product as uncharacterized. Gene Ontology annotation, molecular function: DNA helicase activity. Gene Ontology annotation, biological process: telomere maintenance; DNA repair. The record is from RefSeq and is a predicted model, not a curated record. NCBI's taxonomy places the organism in Eukaryota, Viridiplantae, Streptophyta, Magnoliopsida, Poales, Poaceae.
AUGCAGCCUGUCACAUUCAGAGAUGGCGAUAAUCUUGAUGACAUCAUCAACCGGCCCUCUUCUUCCAGUACCAUGCUCACUGAAUAUUUCAAGAUGAACCUGGUGGAUCCUUUUGCGAGGAACUUCUUGUACAAAGAGUUCCCAGAAUUCUACCGGUGGAUCAAGGGUGAGAAGAAGUGGCAGAAAAGAAAAUUAAUGGGGCGGGGGCAGAUUGGAAGAAUUGUCUAUGCGCAUCCUGCUGAAGGUGAGAGGUACUUCCUUAGAGUGCUCAUGAAUCAUGUGAGAGGUGCAACAUCAUUUCAGGAUUUGAAAAGUGUAAAUGGCAGGCCUUGCAUGACUUUCAGAGAAUCAUGUGAGCGAAGAGGUCUCAUAGAGACCGACAAGUCAAUUGAUGAUUGCUUGACCGAGGCAGCUACUUUCCAAAUGCCGUAUGCUCUAAGAAGGCUUUUUGCAACUAUUCUGGUGUUCUGCGAGGUCACCCAAAUCCGAUCACUGUGGGAGAAGCACCUUGAGUCAAUGUCUGAGGACUAUCGUCGUAACCAGCCCAACCAGGCCGCACUAGAGCAGAUGGUCCUUAGAGACAUUAGGGAUCUGGUGCAUUCCAUGGGAAAAGAUAUUAGCAGUUAUGGACUCCUGGAUUUGGAUCUGGUGGAUGAUGAGUGUUCGAAUGGAGAUUCCAGAGAGGUACAAGAGGAGUUGUCGGUUACUUUUGACAAAGAAGACAGAAACAUGUUUACAUCUCUUAACAAAGAGCAGCGUGCUGGUUUUGAUGAAAUCCUCUCUCAUGUUCUCAACAAAAGGAGCCAGAUUUUCUUUGUUGAUGGUCCUGGUGGCACAGGAAAGACAUAUCUAUACAAAGCACUCCUUGCAAAGGUCCGUUCCCUAGGUCAAAUAGCUAUUGCUAUAGCUACAUCUGGCAUAGCGGCAUCGAUCAUGCCUGGUGGGUGCACCGGUCAUUCCAGGUUUAAAAUUCCGAUUAGGCUCACAGACAGCAUCACAUGCAAUUUCACCAAGCAAAGUGGUACCGCAAAGCUGCUCCGUAGGGCAUCUUUAAUAAUCUGGGACGAAGUUGCCAUGACAAAGCGCCAAACUGUUGAGACGCUUGAUAGGUCCUUACAGGACAUCAUGGGAUCCGAUUUACCUUUUGGGGGGAAAGUCGUGGUGUUUGGAGGAGAUUUUAGGCAGGUCCUUCCCGUUGUAACACGUGGGACAAGAGCUCAAAUCACUGAUGCUACGCUACAGAGGUCUUAUUUAUGGGAUAAGAUUAGAAAGAUACGCCUCACGCGCAAUAUGAGGGCACAGACCGAUCAGUGGUUCUCCGAGUACCUACUGAGAAUAGGCAAUGGAACAGAAGAGACAAUCGGUGGUGACUAUUUGCGUCUUCCGGAUGACAUAGUUAUUCCUUUCACUCCUACCGACGAACCAGUUAACAAGCUUAUUGAAGAUGUGUUCCCAUCGCUUCAUGAGAACGCCACAUGUGGACCCUACAUGAGUGCACGUGCCAUUCUUUCAACGAUCAUGAGAACGCCACAUGUGGACCCUACAUGA